This is a messenger RNA of Fusarium fujikuroi IMI 58289, 840 nucleotides long. RefSeq names its product related to Zn-dependent hydrolases of the beta-lactamase fold, putative. The coding region runs from base 1 to 840 and encodes 279 amino acids. NCBI's taxonomy places the organism in Eukaryota, Fungi, Ascomycota, Sordariomycetes, Hypocreales, Nectriaceae. The transcript has a single exon. The record is from RefSeq and is a predicted model, not a curated record.
AUGAAGAUUCCCGAGAGUUUUAAUAGCAAAGCCAUCAUCACUCACAUUACAACAGCAACUGCGAUUGUUGAUAUCGAUGGUGUCAAGUUCAUCACUGAUCCCAUCUUCGACGACGCUCCUCAGAGCCAUGACCGGUCACAAGCAAUUGGGCUAAAACCGGGAGAGUUCUUCCUCACCAUGCAAGAAGGCCCCGCUAUACCAAUCAGGCAAAUCCCUAUCAUUGACUGCGUCUUGCUCAGUCAUGAAGAUCACGUGGACAACCUGGAUGAGACAGGCCGUCAACUCCUCAUCGGCCGCAGAGUCAUUACUACGCCCGACGGUGCAAAGAACCUAUCUGACUAUCCUGGCACAUGCGCUAUCGAGCCGUGGCAAACCUUGAAGUUCCGACUUGGGGGCGAAGAAUGGAGCAUUACUGGUGUGCCUUGCGUCCACGUCCCAGGCGGCCAAGUCACUGGCUUUCUCUUGCACAAAAGGUCCUUCGGUACCAGCCCAAAUGGACGCCCAAAUGUGGUUUACUUCACUGGCGACACUGUAUUCAUGGAGGAUGAGUUCAGGAAGCUUCGUGAGAGCUAUCAUGUCGUGGUUGCACUCACAAAUCUUGGACAGGCAAUGUUGCCAAGCCCCAAGAGUCCUACAGGAUUCCUAAAGAUCACGAUGGGAGGGGAGGAUGCCGUGAGAAUGAUGGAAGUUCUCGAGGCUGAUCGCCUUGUUCCUAUGCAUUUUGAGUCGUGGACGCACUUUACGCAGGAUGGUAAGGCUUUGGAGGAGAUCUUUACUUCUGGAGGCUUGGCGAAUAAGGUCAAAUGGUUGUCUUCAGGCAAAGAAGUCAAUGUGAUCUAG